Messenger RNA from Protopterus annectens (West African lungfish), 6157 nucleotides. It is a transcript of the gene PTPRJ, whose product is annotated as protein tyrosine phosphatase receptor type J. Lineage: Eukaryota; Metazoa; Chordata; Ceratodontiformes; Protopteridae. The record is from RefSeq and is a predicted model, not a curated record. Gene Ontology annotation, molecular function: protein tyrosine phosphatase activity; protein binding. The coding region runs from base 135 to 4757 and encodes 1540 amino acids. The transcript has 26 exons. Gene Ontology annotation, biological process: protein dephosphorylation.
CUGAGACAAUAAAUAACCUCACUGUCAGAAAUACCUCAACAAAUACUUUAUUCCUGACAUGGACUGCUCCUUCUGGACUGCACAGCUACUAUAUUGUUUAUACUGUUAACAUCAGUGGAAAUUCAUCGACAAAUAUGACUGUAACUGAAGACUUUGUAACCAUAACCGGACUGACUCCUGGUGGAUCCUACAGUGUCAGCAUUUCAGCAGUUUCAUGGGACAACACAACUGUAGGGGACAAUGUAGUAAUCAGUAGUUCUACAAGACCUGAAAAAAUAAGUAACGUCUUCGUCAGAAAUGACUCAACAACUUCUUUACUCCUGAUGUGGACCGCUCCUUCUGGACUGCACAGCUACUACAUCGUUUACAUCAUUAAAAACAGUGGAAAUUCAUCGACAAAUAUGACUGUAAUGACAGACUCUGCAAACAUAACAGGACUGACUCCUGGUGGAUCCUACAAUGUCAGCAUUUCAGCAGUUUCUUGGGACAACACAACUGUAGGGGACAAUGUAGCAACCAGUAUUUCUACAAAACCAGAAAAGGUAACCGACCUCAUUACCGUGAAUGUUACAGUGACUUCAAUAUCACUGACAUGGACUGCUCCUGUUGGACUGCACAGCUACUAUAUUGUUACUGCAAGUGGAUCUCCUUCUGUGACAAAUAAUGUGACUAAAGACAAUGUUACCAUAACAGGACUGAUCUCAGGGGCAAGCUACAUUAUAAGUGUUGUAGCAGUUUCAUACGACCAAACAAAAAUGGGCGAUAGUGCAAUAAUUAACGGAUCCACCAAACCUGGACCAAUUAAAGAACUCACUGUCAAAAAUAUUACAACAACUUAUUUGUACCUGACUUGGAUGGCAGCUGAUGGAGAAUACAGCUACUUCAUGGUUAAUGUCAGUGGAGAUAAGCUGAAAAAUAUGACGGUGAAGGACGUGUUUGCCAACAUAACAGAUUUGACUCCAGGGGGAAACUACAGCAUCAGUGUUUCACCUGUUUCGUCUAAUGAUAAAAUCAUAGGGGAGAGUACAGUAAUUUAUAACUCAACUAAACCUGAAAAAGUAACCAAUUUAAAUAUCAUAAAUGUCACAACAACGUCGUUAUACCUGACAUGGACUGAACCUGAAGGACUGCACAGCUACUACAUUGUUAAUGCUACUGGAGCAUCUUCUAACUCUAUACCUGUGACCACUGACUAUGUUAAUAUGACAGGACUGAUCCCAGGGGGUAACUACAGUAUCAGUGUUUCAGCAUAUUCUUACGACGAGACAACUUUAGGGGAAGCUACAGUAAAAAAAGGCUCUACUAAACCUGAAAAAGUAACCAAUUUAAAUAUCAUAAAUGUCACAACAACGUCGUUAUACCUGACAUGGACUGAACCUGAAGGACUGCACAGCUACUACAUUGUUAAUGCUACUGGAGCAUCUUCUAACUCUACACCUGUGACCACUGACUAUGUUAAUAUGACAGGACUGAUCCCAGGGGGUAACUACAGUAUCAGUGUUUCAGCAUAUUCUUACGACGAGACAACUUUAGGGGAAGCUACAGUAACUAGCGGCUCUACUGAACCUGAAAAAGUAACCAAUUUAAAUAUCCCAAAUGUCACAACAACGUCAUUAUACCUGACAUGGACUGCACCUGAAGGACUGCACAGCUACUACAUUGUUAAUGCUACUGGAGCAUCUUCUAACUCUAUACCUGUGACCACUGACUAUGUUAAUAUGACAGGACUGAUCCCAGGGGGUAACUACAGUAUCAGUGUUUCAGCAUAUUCUUACGACAGGACAACUUUAGGGGAAGCUACAGUAACUAACGGCUCUACUAAACCUGAAAAAGUAACCAAUUUAAAUAUCAUAAAUGUCACAACAACGUCAUUAUACCUGACAUGGACUGCACCUGAAGGACUGCACAGCUACUACAUUGUUAAUGCUACUGGAGCAUCUUCUAACUCUAUACCUGUGACCACUGACUAUGUUAAUAUGACAGGACUGAUCCCAGGGGGUAACUACAGUAUCAGUGUUUCAGCAUAUUCUUACGACGGGACAACUUUAGGGAAAGCUACAGUAACUAACGGCUCUACUAAACCUAAAAAAGUAACCAAUUUAAAUAUCCCAAACGUCACAACAACGUCAUUAUACCUGACAUGGACUGCACCUGAAGGACUGCACAGCUACUACAUUGUUAAUGCUACUGGAGCAUCUUCUAACUCUACACCUGUGACCACUGACUAUGUUAAUAUGACAGGACUGAUCCCAGGGGGUAACUACAGUAUCAGUGUUUCAGCAUAUUCUUACGACAGGACAACUUUAGGGGAAGCUACAGUAACUCACGGCUCUACUGAACCUGGGAAAGUAAAAGACCUUGCUGUUGCAAAUAAAACAACAACUUCUCUCUACGUCACAUGGACUGCUCCAGACGGAAAAUAUAGUAAAUUCAAAGUAAGUCUUGAUGGGGCUACAAACUCAUCUGAAGAAGUACAAACUCAGUUUGUCAACAUGACAGGACUGUUACCAGGAGAGGUGUAUAGAAUUAAUGUGACGGUAUAUUCAUUGGAUGCGACCGUUACAGGAGAAGUAUCAGAAUAUUAUAACACAACUAGACCAACAGAAGUGUCUGACCUAAGAGCUGAAAAUGUAACUACAACCAAAGUUGAUUUAAAGUGGAUAGCACCUAAAGACUAUAAAGAAAGCUACAAAUAUAUUGUGCAAUCUACAUAUGACAUGUCUAAUUACAUAAAUAAAUUUGAAACGGCAAAUUUUACUACAGUGGAAAACUUAACAUCAGGAGCAAACUAUAACUUCUCAGUAACGGUAGUAACUCAGGAUGGAACUAAAGGAAAACCUUUUUCUAUACAACAAUGUAUUCCUCCAGGUUCGGUAUUAGCAUAUCCAUGUAUUUCACCAGUGAAAAGCAACAAGAUUUCCUUGAAAUGGACCUGUCCAAAUGGUCUUAAGGAUCAUUUUGUUAUAAAUGUCACAGACCCAAGAUCAAUUGUAAUGAGCAUCAAUAAAAAUGUAACCUGUUCUGCUGGCACACAACAGACGGAAGAUAUAACAGGACUACUCUACAGCACGACGUACUCUGUUAUCAUCAGUACUGUGUCAUGUAGCACCAACAGUGCUUCCCUAACUUGUAACACGAGUAUCACAGAUCCACCACCACCACACUUUUAUCCACUACUUUCUCCCUCAAUUACAUCUUCCUCCUUCACAUUCAGUUUUGAUCCCAACAUUUUUGAUUCUACAAAUGGUCCCAUCAUUGCUUAUGCAGUAAUCGUUGCAACAACAGAUGAUGGUAAUUCUGAAGCUGUAUUAGCACACACAUAUGAUGAGUUUAUGAAAAAGGCAUAUAGUUCUUAUGUAGCAAAAAUUAUAAAGAUAAAUCCUGAUGGAACAACACGUGCUCAAGAUGCUAAAGCUCAGUCAUCACCAAUUUCUGUGACAGUAGGAGAUGAUACAACAGCAAAUGGUUACAAAAACGGGAAGCUUCAACCCUUAGGCACAUACAGGUACAAGAUCUAUGGUUUAACUAAGGUUGAAAGUGAUAGUACCAGCAAACUUAUUCCAAGUGAAUGCUACUUCUCCUACACAAAUUAUUCUCAGCCUUUUACAUUGCCACAAGAUACAGGUGUCAUUGUAGGAGCCGUUCUUGGUACUUUGCUUGGCAUAGCAGUUAUUAUAAUUAUUAUAUUGCUAAUUAUAAACUUCAGAAGACAUGAAAGUAAAGUACAAGGAUUGUGCCCAUUUUUUACCAAGAGUAGGACACCGGCCAAUGCCACGCCUAUGAGUAACAAAAGAAGAGUAAAAACCAACAACCCUGUUGCACUGGAAAAAUUUGAGAACUACUAUAAAAGUCAGCAUGCUGAUUCUAACUGUGGAUUUGCACAGGACUUUGAGGAUCUUAGGCCUGUUGGAAUCGAUCAGUUUAAACGUGCAGCUGAACAUCCUGAAAAUAAACAGAAAAAUCGAUAUGCUAAUGUCUUACCAUAUGAUGUUUCUCGUGUUAAACUUCAUCCCAUUCACAAUCCAUCUGAUGAUUACAUCAAUGCAAAUUACAUGCCUGGAUAUUUCUCCAAACAAGAAUUUAUUGCAACACAAGGUCCCUUAGCUAACACGCUGAAUGACUUUUGGAGAAUGAUAUGGGAGAAAAAUGUGCAUACCAUUGUCAUGCUGACCAGAUGCAUUGAACAAGGCAGGGCAAAGUGCGAAGAGUACUGGCCUAAUAAGGGCCAAAGCCAGUCUUAUGGGGAUAUCUCCAUUGAGUCAAGUGCAGAAAUCUGCCUUCCAGAGUGGACAAUCAGAGAUUUUACACUCCGCCAGACAAAGGAAGAACGGCUUGUACGACAGUUUCAUUACACUGCUUGGCCAGAUCAUGGUGUCCCAGAAACAACUGAACUGCUGAUUAAUUUCCGGCAUCUAGUUCGACAGCAUAUGAACGACCACCAGGAUUGUCCAACCAUUGUGCACUGCAGUGCUGGUGUUGGUAGAACUGGUACCUUCAUUUCAAUAGACCGGAUAAUCUACCAGGUGGAGAAUGAUAAUCAUGUAGAUAUAUAUGGAAUAGUCCACGAUCUUCGAAUGCACAGACCACUAAUGGUGCAAACUGAGGAUCAGUACGUUUUCCUGAAUCAAUGUGCUUUGGACUUCAUCAAGUCUCAUGCUUCAAAAAAUGGCAAUCUUAUAUAUGAAAAUACUGCAGUAAUCAACACUGGAAUCUACGAGAACAUCUCUCCUACUGGAAGGGUGAAUGGCUACUGUUAAGCAAAAAGAAAUGGACUCUGCAUAUAUUUGCACUGUAAUUUUAUUUAAAUGUAACAUAAUGCUGUGCAUAUCUAAAUGUUAUAUACUCUAUUAAAAAUAGAGUUUUGCGUAGUAAAAUGUACAGUACAUUAUUUCUGUUUAUAAGAAAGAAAAAUGUUUAUAUAAAGGUCCAAGAAGUUAUAGAAGGUAAUUGCAGCACUAUUCAUCUAAUAUUUGAUCUUAUUAAUAGAAAAAUAUGGUACAGUUCACGUCAGUUGUGAAUAUUUAGCGAUACAUGUUCAUAAUUUAGCUGAAACAGAAGAAAGAUGAAGAUAACUGCUGAACACCCACAAAACUAUUAACUAAUUUCUGGCCCACUUGUUCUAGAACAGUAUCCACUUGGUAUGUUUUAUAGUUGGCGUGAGUAUUCUGGUUUUAAUUUAAUUAUCUUUAAUGUAGCAGGCUUCAAAAAUCAAGAUCAAAGCAUCUAAAUUGAAAUGUAAUAUAUUUACAUCCGAAAUAUGGAAAAAUUAACUGAGUUACAUAACUUUACAUAUUUUAGUAAUAAAUAUAAAUGUAAGCACUUAUGAAUGAAAAUGUUAUUGAUAGUGCUAAAAUUAGAUUGUCAUACUUUGCUUCCUGACAGGUUAUAUUCUAGUGUUUGUGUCCACACUGUGUGUUACUCUUACUUUUGUUACUCUUACUUUGACAAAAAAUAUUUCAUUAAUUGUUAAUAAGACAUCUAGUUAUUUUAUCUCUUCUUGUCUUCUGCAUUAAUGAGGAUUUCCCCAAAAUAUAUGUGGUUUUGGCUGAACCUGUACUAGUAUCACAAGUGAUGCUGCUGGCAUUGGUCUUUCACCUCCUUAUUCAAAGGUUGCAUCUUCUCAGACCAUCUUCAUUUCUUCCUAGCAAUGUUUGACCAGUAAUAUUCUAUGGCUUCUAAAAAGGAGAGCAAAAAUAAAUAUGUUUGCUGAAAACAUCUGGCUAAAUUUCACCAAGUCGGCAAUCUGAAUUAACAAUGUUUACCUGUUAAUAGAUUGAGAACUUUGCAUAAAGAAUGAAAGAGCAAUAAGAAUGCAUAAUGUAGAAGUUAUGCUGGUACAGCAGCAGCAGGAGGAGGCACCCAAACUUUAAAAUGUGUGUUCCCUGUCUUGCCUGAUCUGGGAAAACUAUUAGGCAAAGAUAAGUUCUACAGACUCUAAGUACAGCAUCAGCAUAACUGAAAAAAACUAUUUCUAAUGUAAGGAAAUGGCAUGUUAUUGACCGGAGUUGCUGCAUUCAAGAAUUUCACUUUCCUCAAAUUUGAGCAAUCUUGGAAUUAAAGCAGCACAUUUAAAGAAUGGCAUGACAGAAUCUGAUGUUCUUCGUGUUUCACUGUUGCAGUCAUUACAUUUGGGUAAUCUGCUGGCAGGUUGCCCUCA